AUGCCCCGCCGCUCGAGCUCGCCUGAGCGCAAGCCCUCCGCGCUCUCCUCUGAUGGCGAGGACAUCAAGCCCGACACCAAGGCGGGCACCAAGGCCAAGCGCGGGGGACGCAUCGACGCUGCUGCGCGCGCUGCACUCGCUUCCGCCGUGAUUCAGCGCGGUGUCGCCACCGCCCUCGCUGACAUUGACGCUGUCAGUGCUGAGCAGGUCCGUUCACAGCUUGCCGGGAACAGGCAGAACCUUCGCAAGGCUAUGGAGUCUGCUGCGGGCGAUCUUUAG
Messenger RNA from Trichosporon asahii var. asahii CBS 2479, 279 nucleotides. RefSeq lists its product as uncharacterized. Bases 1 to 279 code for a protein of 92 amino acids. NCBI's taxonomy places the organism in Eukaryota, Fungi, Basidiomycota, Tremellomycetes, Trichosporonales, Trichosporonaceae. The record is from RefSeq and is a predicted model, not a curated record. The transcript has 2 exons.